CGUGAGGAGACUGAGCACAAUGUCCACAGACUCACAGGGAAGGUGAAGGAAUGGGAAUUCACCCGCUGGUACUGUAGGGUCUGGAGGUCAGCAACGUUCCCCGGUGGAACAAUGCGACAGAACUUUCCCGGUGAAAAGUCCCGUCAUGUUUCCUGUUCGUGGGUGAUUGUACUGUAAACAGGAAGGGCUCUUUUUGUGAGUUAAUAUGUACGCUCUGGGUGGAGUCGCUGAAUCCGGAUGACAGCAAAUGCAGAAUGAUUGUAGUCUCACUGUCAAAUUCUUUAUUGCUUCCUGCUUCACUUGAUCACCCUACCCAAGUUCGCACUUUGAUUCGUCGCAAGCCAAAGUGAAAGUACAAGCAAGAGAAACAGACUUGGAUCCCUGCGGGCUAAAGCGCAGUCAACACGCCGGCGCAGAUCACUGAGUUUACACAACAACAAACAUGGGAAGCGAUUUUUCAAAGGUCGGCUGUUUUCACUUCCCAACCAUGGACAAACGGAAUCUGGACACUCUGAGGAACUACUUGCGUAACUACAACCCCCCUGUGGGCUGUGGAGACUGUAUAAACAUCCUGCUCUUCGGCAUGGUGGGGGCUGGGAAAUCAUCCAUCAUCAACACCUUCCUCUCGGCUCUGGAUCCACAAGGAACGACCAUAACCUGUGUCCCGACGGGGAUGAAUCCCCAGUCUCUCACAAAAGAGCUGAUGUCCUACAGAGCAGGAAGUUUAAAGUUUUGGGAUUCAGCUGGAUGGAAUGCUCUGGAGAAUGCUGAUCGGGCAAACACAGUGUUACGGAUGAUCCUGGAAGGAAGAGUUCCCAAAGGAACAAAUUUACACAGUUUCAAUCCUGACUCGGAUUCCAACUAUCCUGUUAUUCCGGAAAAUGUAAUUCAUGGAGUCGCACUCAUAUUUAACAUCGACAUCAUAGGUUGCAUCAGUGACGAUAAAAUGAAAGAGUUUCAGAAGUUCCAGACGGUGGUGGCAGAGAAAUAUAUUCACAGGGUUGUGAUUGGGACCAAGUUUGAAUUAUUAGGGAUACCAGAGAAACACAAUGCAUGGAUUUAUGAAUACAAGUCACUGCAGCAGAAGUUUGAGAAUUUGGCAGCAUUUACUGGGAUGGAAAGGCGUUCCAUUUUUGUGGUUUCGAAUCAGUGGAGAGGUGGUCAGAUCGAGAUGAUAAAAUGCAUCCUGGCCCUGUAUGUUCUGGAUAAUAUGGUCAGAAACAUUGACCGACUUCUCAAAGCAGUGAAAUGAUCACAGCUGACCUUGUCCAGUGCUGUGAAUCCGAUCCAGUUUCAGGAGCACGGACACCACUGUGGGAUUGAUGUUUUUAUUGUUUUCCCUGCAGUUUUAGCAUUCUUUAUGCUUGUAUGUAUACUUGUACAAUCACCUGUUUGUAGACUUUAAGUAUCUUGAUGUAUAAUUGGUUCUAUUCUUCUUUAGUUUCUUUCCCUGCAAAGCUGAAGGGUGAAUUGGUUUCUCAAAUAAACUGGCCUAGACCACUUGGUAGGAUAAUGGCAAACCACGUGCUCAUGGUCCU
This is a messenger RNA of Mobula hypostoma (lesser devil ray), 1538 nucleotides long. Its product is annotated as interferon-induced protein 44-like. The transcript is spliced from 7 exons. Bases 443 to 1252 code for a protein of 269 amino acids. Lineage: Eukaryota; Metazoa; Chordata; Chondrichthyes; Myliobatiformes; Myliobatidae. The record is from RefSeq and is a predicted model, not a curated record.